Messenger RNA from Penicillium angulare, 1287 nucleotides. Its product is annotated as chitin deacetylase CDA6. The record is from RefSeq and is a predicted model, not a curated record. Gene Ontology annotation, molecular function: chitin binding; hydrolase activity, acting on carbon-nitrogen (but not peptide) bonds. The coding region runs from base 1 to 1287 and encodes 428 amino acids. The transcript has 2 exons. Lineage: Eukaryota; Fungi; Ascomycota; Eurotiomycetes; Eurotiales; Aspergillaceae. Gene Ontology annotation, biological process: carbohydrate metabolic process.
AUGGAAGCUGUAGACGAAUCUGCUACAUCAGUUGAAGACAGCGAACUUGCCAUACCCGUCGGACCAAACUCACGUCGAAAGCAUCAUCGAGAUAUCACUACCGACUUGGAUUAUCGGUGUGGUGAAAAAUACGGGAGAUGUCCUAGUGGCACUUGUUGUUCUAGUGCAGACUGCAGGAUUGAUUUCGGUAAUUGCGAUGCCCAUAAAACGCCCAAAGGCCCUCCGACCAGAGAAAUCAUGCGACCUCAUAACGGUGCUGUUCCUUAUGGCCCCCAACAGAUUCGUUCCUGUGCAGUUCCCGGAACAGUCGCGUUGACAUUUGACGAUGGGCCCACGAGAUACACAGGUGAUCUUCUUGAUCUACUCGACAAGUACGAAGCUCCUGCAACAUUCUUCAUUACAGGCAUCAACAAUGGGAAAGGCGCUAUUGACGACCCGAGCCUGCCUUGGGCUUCAUUAAUCGAACGAAUGUUGCUAAGUGGCCACCAGAUUGCAAGCCACACAUGGUCUCAUGAAGAUCUCAGCAAGGUGUCACCCUCGCAGCGCAUCGACCAGAUGCUGAAGAAUGAAGUUGCCCUGCGGAACAUCAUGGGCAGUUUCCCGACCUACAUGCGCCCACCAUACUCCAGCUGCGAGCCAGGGUCUGGAUGCAGAGAAGAUCUCGGUCGUAUGGGAUACCACAUCACUUUAUACGAUGUUGACACGGAUGACUACAAGAACGAUAGUCCGAACUUGAUUCAGCGAUCCAAGGAUAUCUUCGAUCAAGCUUUGUCUUCCGCUAAUCCGAUCUCUCAUUCCUGGUUGAUCAUUGCACAUGAUGCCCAUGAACAGACGGUGCAUAACCUCACAGAACACAUGCUUCAGACAAUGGCUCGCCUUGGAUACAGACCAGUUACUGUUGGGGAAUGUCUCAGGGAUCCGCGCGAAAACUGGUAUCGCAAAGAUACUAGCUGGCAUGGACACAAAAAGAAGGGACCGAAGCAAUCGUUUCCACCCCAAGUUUCUAUCGAUGGCACAUGCGGUAAAAACUUUACCUGUCUCGGAUCCAGCUUUGGCUUGUGUUGUGGUAGCUUGAAUGUUUGCGGGAAUACAUCUAAUCAUUGUGGGUCAGGUUGUCAGAAGAAUUACGGAUACUGCGCAGUAGGAGCGCCUCUAAACGGUGAUGCGUGGGAUCCAAACCUUACAAGCAAGAGUGGGAGGUCUGAGGCUGACUCUGACUUCGCUGCUGCCGGCACCGCAGCGGUAACUUCUUUGCUUCUAGCGUUGGCCGUGGCCCUUUUGAUGUGA